This is a messenger RNA of Nematolebias whitei (Rio pearlfish), 13683 nucleotides long. It is a transcript of the gene apoba, whose product is annotated as apolipoprotein Ba. NCBI's taxonomy places the organism in Eukaryota, Metazoa, Chordata, Actinopteri, Cyprinodontiformes, Rivulidae. The transcript has 29 exons. The record is from RefSeq and is a predicted model, not a curated record. Gene Ontology annotation, molecular function: low-density lipoprotein particle receptor binding; cholesterol transfer activity. Bases 14 to 13180 code for a protein of 4388 amino acids. Gene Ontology annotation, biological process: triglyceride mobilization; cholesterol homeostasis; lipoprotein transport. Gene Ontology annotation, cellular component: low-density lipoprotein particle; mature chylomicron; very-low-density lipoprotein particle.
UGAAGAGUCCAUCAUGCGUUACAACAAGCUGUGCCUGUUGUUGCUGCUGAGCUGCUGCGCUGUGGCACAGGAUCACAAAGAAACAUCAUCAUGCCAGUUGGCAUCCAGGUUUAAGCUUCAUAAGAAAUACAUGUAUCAGUACACAGCUGGGAGUCGGAACGGGGUUGUGGGCACAGCCAACCUACAAAACGGACCAAAAGUCUCCUGCCAGGUAGAGAUCGAAGUCCCCCAGAUGUGCAAAUUCAUCAUGCACACCAGAGGCUGCACUCUUAGUGAAGUGUCCGUCAUGGACCCUGAGGGUCAGCCGGUCUACAAGCCGGUGCCUGGAUCAGACGCCUUCAGAGCCAGCAUGGAAAAGACCCCUCUGAAGUUCCAUGUGGAUUCUGAGACGCGUGUGCAGGUUUAUCCUGAAGCGGACGAGGCCGUGAACAUCCUGAAUAUUAAGAGAGGGAUUGUUUCUGCUUUCAUGGUGCCCAUUAUGGAGAAAGACCAGAGCCGCCUCGUGAGCACGGUGCACGGCCGGUGUUUAACAAGUUUCACAUUGAAGUCCACACAAAAUGUCCCCACAGACAUGACACUUUCCAGAGAUCUGUCCCAGUGUGACCAGUUCUACAGCAGAAUGCUGGUGAACAGCCCAUUGGCUCUGCUGCAACAGCUGCACAACCCCAUGUCCAAACUCAUCACAAGCACUCAGAGCUGCAGCUACCAGUUCAACGACAAAGAAGCUCACAUCAUCUCAGCCACGUGCACAGAGAGACACAAAUACCUGCCGUUUUCCCAUGAGGGAAAUGGACUCUCCUCUGUGGUGACCCAAGAUCUCCGCUUUCAGAGCGAGAAAAGGAGCGAUAACAGAAUUUUUGAUGCAGAGCGCCACCAGGCCCGGCCUCUCCACUUCCAAGACCCUGAGGAUAAAACUCCCGUCCAGACAAAGGAUGCCGUUCUGAGCACCCUGCAGGAGCUGGUGGCGUUAGCAGGUUCGGAUCAGAGCCAGAAGAGAACCAGCCUCUUCCACAAGCUGGUGUUGAGCAUGCGAGCCCUCAGGAACGAGACCCUCAGCCAGGCGGUCGCUGAAAUGGUCGACGUGUCCCGCUGGCUCACCUUCCAGGCCCUGUUCCAGUGUGGAACCCCGGAGUGCACCAGCGCCAUCAUGCAGGUCACGUGGACCAUUGACGGGGUCGGGCUUGAGGUGGAUGCUCUAGUUUAUGGGCUGAGUCUGCAAGCGAGCCCAGAUGCUUCACGUGUGCGAGACAUGCUCAGCGUGGCUCAGUACAAACAGAGCAAAGCCAUCAUGUACGCGCUGGCAAACACCGUCAAGAAGUUCCAUCAGGGUGAAGUUACUCCAGAGGUCACAGAUGUUUCAGAGUUCAUGGAGAUGCUCCUAAACGACUGCUCAGAGGAAGUGCAGAACUCUGACUCGGUCUCCCCUCCUGAUCCAAAGGAGGUGGCCUUCCUUGUACUGAGGGUUGUUGGAGUCAUGGGGCGGGCCAUGCAACACGUCAGUCCAUCUCUCGUUUCUUCGGUUCUAAAAUGCGCCAAGAAAACGGACAUUCCUUUAUCAAACCAAAAGGCGGCUAUCCAAGCCUUUAGGCUGAUGGACAUUAAUGAUGAGAUCAGGAACACGCUCAUGGAGGUCUUCCAGGACCCCCAGAGUCCUGUGGAGAAACGUCUGGCAGCUUAUCUGGUCUUGAUGAAGAACCCAGAUCAAACUUUAAUUAGAGACAUCGUAAACAGUCUGACGAAUGAGAGGGAAGACCAGAUAACGAACUUUGUGGUGUCACACCUGAAAAACCUCCACAGCUCUGAUGAUCAAACACUGGAACUCAAAGAGGCCAUUAAGAUGGUUCUGCAGACUACACCUAAAAACGGUGUCCUCGAUGGUUUGUCACAAAAUUACAGAAUGAACUCUCCGCUGGGCUCGGUACAGAACAACAUCAUCUUCAACGACAGGAACACGAUGCCAAAGGAGAUGAUGAUGGAGGCCACGCUGGAGGCUUUUGACGUCGACUAUGACAUUUUUGAGGUUGGUGUUGAAGGGACAGGAUUUGAACCAACAAUCUAUGGUCUUUUUGGGGAGAAGGGCUUUGUCCCUGAAUCGGUCUCCAGACUCGUGAACUUGGCAGGCGACAGCGUGCCGAUGUUCAGACAACUUCUGGACAGGAUUUCCCCACGUCGAGACAGAACGAGGAGAGAGGUUCCCGAAGAUCAUCUGAAGGCGAUCCGAAAUGGUUUCCAGAAACUCCUCAACGACGUGCGAUUCGCUCCAACUCCUGAAGCCACGGCUUAUCUCCGGCUUCUAGGAGAUGAAAUAGGGUAUGUGAAGAUCAGCGAGAUGAGACAAAUGUUCGAGACUCUCUUCAUGUACUACCAUGCUUUCAUCAGGGUCCUCCCUGCACAGGCCUUCUUUAAGCUGACAUCCAGCACUGAGAAUGAGGUCUUUUUCCAUUACAUCUUCAUGGAGAACACCUUUUGUUUGCCCACUGCUUCUGGGUUUCCUCUCAGAUUCUCCCUCUCAGGUGUGUUUGCACCUGGUGCCAAAGGAGGCCUGACUCCCUCAGCAAUGACCGACUUGUCCUUCAUGCCUUCAGUUGGGUUGGAAUUCAUCACCCAGAUGGGUGUGCACAUUCCAGAUUAUGUGGACGCAGGGAUUGAGAUGCACACUAACAUGUACCAUGAGAGCUCAUUUAAUGCUAAAAUAACUGUGAACAGAAACCAGAUUAAACUAUCCGUUCCUGCUCCAGAGUCCAGCACUCAGCUGUUCAGCAUCAGCAACAAGCUGCUGUCUGUCUCAUCUGGUCAAACUAACAUAGUGCCAUCCCUGGUGGAAGAUCGGGUUGACUCAACCGACUGCCAGCCUCUGUUCAGAGGACUGAAUCUGUGCACUAUAGUGCGCUACUCCAAUGCAACCUCUGUCAACCAGGCUCCAUAUUACCCCCUGACUGGAGAGACAAAGUUUGGGGUUGAAAUCCAGCCCACAGGGACGGUUUCAGAGUACACCGCCACCAUCACAGAUGAAACACUCAGAGAGGGGAAGAAGGGUCGACACAAAGUCGAGUCUCUGAAGCUAACCCUGAGAGCAGAAGGGGAAGAAUCAAUGGCGGCCUUGGCAUCUCUGAAAUACAAUCGCAACAAAAAUCUAAUCUUCUCUGAGAUUAUAAUUCCUGAUUAUGAUGUGGAGGCAAGCAUAAACAUGGCUUUAACCGACGGUGAUCACAACGGAAAGAAGUCGCGAGGCUUCACCAUUGAUAUCACCAACAAGAACGUCCCACAGCUGAGUCUAGUGGGACGAGCAAGACAUGACAUGAUGAGAGAGGCCAUGCUGCAGCUCCAGAUGGACAUUCCUUUGCUGAAAAGUGAAGCAUCCAUCACUGCAGUCCUGAAAAAUGAUGAGAACGUGAAGCUGGACUUGGAGACAGUCGUCCACCUCCCGAAGACUUUGUACCAACAGAGAGUGUCUUUGAAACAAGAUGAUGACAAGUUGGAGUUGGAACUGAAAACAGACAUGAAUGCAGAGAUAAAAGAAAUGAUGCCCAAUGCAGAGGAUUAUUACAGGCAGAUGCAACAACUCCUUGAUGAUUUUUUGGACCAAAGAGUGACAAAGACGGACAUGAAACUGCGUCACAUCGUCACCAAAGCAAUUGAGGCAGGUGACAUUUGGCUGGACAAACUGACAGCACGGUUCCCGUCCCUUGCAAACCUUCGCAGUAAGCGAAGCCGCUCGGACUUCACUUUGCCGCCUCUGCCUGAAAGACUGUUUUUGCAAUCUAACAGUUUGUUUCGAUACCAGUUCAACAUGGAUAAGAUGAUCUUCCACCUUCCUCUCCCAUUUGGAGGCAAAAAGUCAGAAGAACUGAACUUUCCAAAGACUUUGUCUGUUCCCAUCAUAGAUCUUCCACAGAUAGGGUUGAAUAUCCCAGCCAAGAAGUAUGUGCUACCAACGUUCACUGUACCACCAUCUGUAGACAUCACUGUUCCGCUUCUUGGUCUGGCUGAAGCAUCAACCAAGAUCCACAGCAACUUCUAUAAUUGGGAAGGCUCAAUCUCUGGGGGCAACAACACAAUUGAUGUUCCCAAUUAUGUUGUGCAGUACAAGGCCGUGGCUCAGUCACCUUUAAGUCUGCUAUCAUACAAAUUUGAAGGGGCUGGGAUGAUAUCAGGAACAGCCGAUGACCAUCUCAAAUAUAUUUUGAAUAGUUCUUUCAGUCACAUCCUCAUUGACACAAGCUUCAGUGUCUUAGAAACCUUAAGGGUGGCAAACAAACUUAAUGCAAAAGCCAAUUACAAGAUGGAGGCCUCCAGUAUAUUAGGUCUUCAUGCUUUUCUCUAUUAUUCUGCUCAGUCAACUUCCACUCUGGAUUCUGAUGAAGUCUUAGGAGAUGGAACUGUAGAUGGACUACUAAAGCUAGGUUCAUUCAACACCACCGCCUCAUACACACACAACUACAACCUCCGUCCACUGGAUCGAGAAGGAAGAGGAGAGUCCACCUUACGCUUUGAGUCACCCUUCAUCCAGUUUCAGAACAUGAUCCAAGGCGUUUAUGCAAACUCUGAGUUAAACAUCAUCUCCAAAACCAGUGCCCAGAAAGACAUUUUCAAGCACAUGGCAGAACUCAAGUACAAAGACACACAACUGACCCUGAAGUGCAAAGCUGUUGGUUCAGCAAUGGGAAAAUUCCUCAACAACCAUGUUGAGCUUGGUAUAUCAAACGAUAUGUCCAUCUUCAGAAUUGAAUCACAGGUUGAUGAUGACACAAGCAGAAUUUACUCACUCAUAACUGGAUCUCUUAAUUCAAAUGAGCUUGAGGUGAACUCUGAGGGUUCCCUCAUCUUUGACGCGGGCCGUGGAUUACAUAAAGCUUCUGUAAGAGUUGGAAAAGGUGGUGUAAUCUUUGGUGGAAUGAAUAGCAUUCAGUGCAGCCCUGUGACCGUGGAGAAUAUCUUUAAUGGUGUCAUCGAUUUUAACGGAGCUUCCAUUUCUUCAACUACCAAAGCGAUGGCUGAGGAAAGUAGAGGAGAGCUGAAUGUUGAGGGUAAAAUCACAUCUUCAGAGGCCUCUUUGGAUGGUGUAUUUAAGGGCCAUGCAUACGAUGCAUCCACAACAAACAGCAUGAAUGUCAUACUGAACAGAAGAGCUCUGACUUUUUCUGGAAAUACAAAGGGAACAUUGAGACAGUUGAAAACUGAAAACAGCUAUACACUGACCCUAACUUUGUGGACAAUCACCCUCCGCGCCAAGACAGACACCUCUACCUGUGAAGAUGUUUACUACAGACAAAACACAAAGGUUGAUGUAAAGCCAUUUGUUUUGGGGUUCAACAUAACUAGUGACCUCAAAUUUUAUGACCUGAGGUUGAAUAAAGAAAGUCUUGGGAAGCUUGAGCCAGUAAAGUUGGACCUCAGUGGAAGUUUGAGGGGAGCUUACAGAGAAGAACACAACAUUGACCAUACCUAUGAACUCGCCUAUAAGGAUUUAUCUGGGUCAAUGAAAUACAGCACAUCUGGAAACAUAAUGGAUGCAAAGUUGAGUCAAAACUGUGAGCUUGAGUUUGCAGGAUUUUCUUUGACGUCAAAGUGUGAGGCGCAAUUAAAUUCUGAACCUCUGCGCUUUGACGGCACAUUGCGCACCAUAGCGCUGCCGUUCAGUGUGAGCAUUGAUGCUUUGGUUAACAGCGAUGGAAAGAUAAAUCUAUACGGAAAGCACGCUGGACAACUCUACAGCAAGUUGUUGUUUAAAGCUGCACCCUUGGCUCUUGCAUACUCACAUGACAGCCAAGUAUCAACCACUCAUCGCCUUCGAAAGGGGGCAUGCUCCACAAGUUUAGGCAACAAAUUUGAAGGUCUCCUGACUCCAAAUGACCAAUCUCUGGACUGGAAAGUAAACUCCAAACUGAACAACCAUGCUUACGAGCAGGAUGUCACAGCUUACAAUAAUCAUGAGAGGGUUGGUGUUGAGUUUUCAGGAGGACUCCUAACAGAUUUCCUCAGUAGACAUAAAAGAUCAAGACCAGAAACACAAAUGUUUAGUGUGGCUGGUUUUCUAAAGUACGACAAGAACAGUGACUGCUCCAUAAUUGAAAUCCCAUUCAUUGAAAGCUUCCCUGCUGCUUUUGAAAGGCUAAAAAACAUACUCAUACAAGGCUUAGAGUCCCUACAACAGUUCAUAACAAGUUUAAAUAUAAAUGAGCUCAUUGCUGACUUCAGAGCUAGCUUAGAUCGGCUACCAAUGCAUGUGAAGAACUUUAUGCGAAAAAUGGACUUGGAGAACAAAGUGACUCAAGUCAAAGAAAAACUUGACUAUUUGAUUAACGAGUUUUCCGUAACAAUGGAAGACUUAGAGGAUGCAACAAGCAGUCUUAAACAAAAUUUGGAAAAAAACGUAAUGGACAUAAUCACUAAAGUUAGAAAUUUUAUCUUUGAAAUUGAGGAGUUUGUCAAAGAAGGACGUCUCACAGAUAAGAUAGAAAGUGUAAUUUCACACAUUGGAGAUCAGCUUCAGGCUUUUGAUGAAAAAUAUGAAAUUAAGAAAUCCUUUGUCAAAGCACUUAAUGUCAUUGAAGAUAUUAUUGGACAAAUAGAUCUGCAAAAACUUGGGGAAAGCAGUGCCGCGUUUCUGCAAGUGCUUGAUUCUAAAUACGGAAUCAUGGAGACGAUCAAAGAAAAACUGUCGGAACUGAAACACUUUCUUGAGGACUUCAACAUGGCUAACUUCUUAGAAGGUGUAAAAAAUUACCUUCUUUCUACUGACUGGGCUUCUUUCAUUGAGCAGUUUACAUAUCAAAUCCCAGCUUUGGAAAUAGCAAAAGUGAUGGAAUCAAUGAACGAAGUAAUCGUCAACUGGAUAGAUGAGUAUGAAAUCCCCAACAAACUAAAUGCAGUGUAUUCCUACUUCAGGGAUAUAAUUGUGAAAUAUGAGCUGAACAACAUUUUCAAAGAUUUAAUGGAUCAGGUAGUGAUUCUUGUAAAACAAUGGAAAAUUGAAGAAAUGGUGAAGUCAGUUGGAGAGGCUCUAAAAUCUAUCAAAUUUGAAAUUCUUCAUAAUAAAAUUAUGGACUUUCUGUACAGUGUGACAAGCACGCUUAGAGAAACUGACUUUAAUCAAAGCAUCAAUGACCUUAAUGAACACAUCUCUUCAAUACUUGAGACGUUGAAGGACUUUGAUUAUGACGAAUUUGUCGAUAAGACAAACAUGAAAAUUGUUGAGAUAGCAAAUUAUGUUAAUGAAGAAAUAAAAAAAUAUGAGAUUGUAAAAAAGACUGAGGCUCUCAGACAGUUUUUAAGAGAGAUCCAGACUUCCAUUUACACAUAUCUGGAUGAACUCAAAAACACGAAGGUGGCUGAUGCUUUAAAGAGACUGAAAAAUGUGAUUGACACUGCUUUUUACAAUGACAUGAAACUGAAAGUGCAGGAUAUUCUUGAGGACAUGAGGCAAAGAAUUCUUGACAUGGAUAUUAGAGAGGAAAUUUACAUCUAUCUCCAGAGAGCCAGUGAAUCCUACAAAAACAUGGUUAUUUUCUUUUCUGCACAGUUUAAUGGACUGAUGGAGUGGAUCAAAAACAUGACUAAUGACAAGGAGGUCUUUAACCAGGUGAAGCAAGCUGUAGAUGGAGUUCUGGACCGACUGAAAAGAGCCAAGGUUGAAGUCCCGACAUUUGCUGUCCCUCUUACUGACCUUGUCAUACCAGGGUUCACUGUCAACAUUAACAAACUGCAGGAAAUCAGCAUUCCAGUUCAAAUAUUAUUUCCAGAAAUCACCAUCCUUGGAACAUACACAAUCCCUGCCUUCACUAUAGACUUCACUGAGGUCAAGGCUAAGAUAGUCGCAAUCAUAGAUGACAUCCGAGCGUUUGAGAUCCAUGCGCCUGAUCCGGAGGACAUUUUUGGUGACCUGAAAGUCCUCUACCUAUCUGACCUGCCAGACCUCACCUUCCCAGAAAUUAUUCUUUCAGCGAUCAGAUUUCCUGCGCUGAGCAUCCCCAAAUCAAAACUGGAAGACUUUGAAAUCACGAUGCUUACCAUUCCAGACAUUAAAUUACCCAAGAUUCCCAGUGACAUCUGUAUCCCAGUUUUUGGUAAACUCCAUGGAGAAUUUAGCAUUACUUCCCCACACUAUACUCUUGUAACUACAGCAAAAAUGGAGAACUCAACUUCUACUUUGAAAAAUCCACAGUUUACAGCCACGGUUACGUCUCGUGCACGGUCACCCUUUGAGAUCCUGGAGCAUGCAUUUGAAGCCACUGCUCGGCUGGAGGCUCCCAGAAUGAAGAAGCUGCAAUUCACAGAAACCAUGAAGGCGACACAUAUGGCCUUCUCGGUUGACCACGAAGGCUCUCUGACACUCACUGGAUCUUCAGCUGAGGCUUCUGCUAAGACUACCACCAAGGCCACAACCCAAAUGUACACAGCUGAUCUGACCAAUACUGUGGCUCUUUCAUUAAAGGGUGGAAUAUAUACAGUGAUAGACACAACCUACAACCACAACCUGGUCAUCCUGUCAAAAGAAAUAUCAAGUCAGGCAUCAAUGAAACAAAGCAUAGCAGCUAGAAUGGUAUCUGGUGCCAUUACUGUGACGGGUGAAACAAGUAGUAAUGGACAGUGGUCAAUUCAAAACUUCUCUGAUGAAGGUACGCACAAAAGCAAUCUAGAGUUCAAUGUUGAUUUCAGCAGUGCAAAGCUGAGAUAUGAAGGAGAAACAGACUGUAAGACCCUAAAAUCGAGGCAAACACUGACUGCCGAGUCUGUGAUCUUAAGUCACAUCAUUGUAGAAGCUAGAUGUGAAGUUGAAUCUUCGUCUGUCAAGAAGAGUGUUACGGUUUUAAAUGGAGAAGCUCAUUUUGGGGACUUGAAAGUGUCACUGACAGCCUUUCAUGAUGCUGAAUUCAUGGGAGUUCUGAUAGGAACCAUGUCCAAUUUGUUGGAGUUCAAGGCCCAUCCAUUUGAGAUUGUUAUUGAUGUUAAGAACAAAGUAAACUCAAAAGUCUUCUUACCCCUAAAACUUACUGGUAAGGUUGAUCUCCAGCAUGAUUAUGGUGUUGCACUAAACUCUGAGAAACAACUGGCAUUUUGGUUUGCUUUGGCAAGGUUCAAUCAGUACAAGUACAGUCAUAACUUUACAGCAGAAAACAAUGAAAAAGACAUGUACUCCCAAUUUUUAGCUGAUGGAGAAGCUAAUUUGGACUUUUUGACAGUUCCUCUUUCAGUCCCAAAAAUGACUGUACCCUGUCUCAAAAUAGAAACCCCUGAGGUCAGAGACUUUUCCCUGUGGGAAGAUGCUGGCCUGAAAUCAUUGCUUCUCAACCCUCAACAGUCAUUUGACAUGAACCUGAAGCUUCAAUACCACAAGAACCCUGACAUACACAGCUUUAAAUUGCACCUCGAACCAAUCUACAACUCAAUCAGUGACAAUGCCAAAACCAUUCAGAGUCAGUUUGAAGCAUACAGAGACAAAGUAGUUACCUACCUGAAGGAGUCAUACAAUGAGGCAAAGUUACAGUACAUUAAACACAAAAUUGACACUUCUAGCCUGCCUCCAAGAAUCUUCAGAGUUCCUGGAUACAAAAUACCAAUACUUAACAUACAAGUCUCUGCUUUCAGUGCAGAGAUGCCAGCCUUUAGUUAUUUUGUCCCCAAAGAGGUCAGCACACCAAGCUUCAGAGUUCCAGCACUGGGUUUCUUUGUACCAUCUUACAUACUUGUACUGCCAUCUCCUAAAUUCCCUGUAAUCCAUGUGCCAGAGACUCUAAGUGAAAUAACGCUACCAUCUUUUACUCUACCAGCUGUUCAGGACAGCAUUGUGAUCCCAGCUAUGGGCAACAUAACCUGUGACUUCUCCUUCAAAUCUACCAUAAUCACUGUUAAUGCUAACGCAGGCCUUUACAAUCAGUCAGACGUUGUUGCUCGGUUUGGUGCUUUGUCAGUGUCUGUGUUUGACAUUUUGAAUGGGAAGCUUGAUGGCACCACUAGUAUGACAAGGACAAGGGGAUUAAAACUGGCGUCCUCUGUGUCUCUAGAGCACAGUAAUGUAGAAGCCAACCAUGAAUGUUCUAUUAGCCUCACCAAGAGAAUAAUGGAAGCUUCUGUGACCAACACUGUGAAAAUUAAUUCACCACUUCUCCAAAUGGAAGUCAAUCAAGAGCUCACCGGAAAUUCAAAGACCAAGCCACAUGCGUCAUUUAAGAAAACCUUUAUGUACAUGUUUGAUAUUCCACAGAUUGCAUCUGUUGGCAAAGGAAACUUUGACAUGAACUGGGAACUGGAAGCGCUUUCCCCUUCUUUGUUGCUGGAUACUUCUACCUUAGGCAAGUCUGACAUAACAGUGGGCAGUUUAAAUUUUGUUGGAGAUUUGGAAAAUAAGAAAAAUGUCUACAUCAGUGCCAAUAACCUGCGUACAACUACCAGCACAGCCUUGAACUUAAAACUAGAUAAACAGGACAAACAAAAACGAAGCUUGCCCAACAAACUCUUCUCGUUUGGUCUGACCAAUGAUCUAGCUCUUGAUGCUUCCUUGCGGCGUGUUUUUGCAACACUUGAUUAUAUCAGCAACAACAAUGUUAAUUUGGAAUCUUUCGACACAAGUGGAAACCACAUUGUCAAGGGAGAAAUAGAUUUUGUUCCUUUGACAAGCUUCAAGACAUCACUGGACACCGAUGUGAGUCAGUUGACUAGUUUGGGUCGUGCUGGGCUUGUUCAGAGCAUCAACCUGGCCAUCAGCUCUGAGAAACAGUCCUUCACCUGGAGCAGAAAGGAACAGCUGUCAUCUCUCAUUCAUGUUUGUGAUUUAAUGGUUUUCAACGAUGAAUCUGAAGCAGCUGUGAAACUGACUGAAUCAGUGGAGGGUCACCUGGCAUUCUUGAAAACAGUCAAACUUCCUGUUUAUCAAAGAACCCUGUGGGAUGUGCUCAAAUUUGACGAAGUCACAAACAUCAAUAGCUUCCAAUUCUUAAACAUCUCUUCCAGUCUUAUGUACACCAAGAGCUUGGACAGCUACGAGUUCCAUAUACCAUCUAAAGUAUUUGAAAAUGGUGUCAUGAUUAGCGUCCCAGAGAUCAGAAUUCCAUUGGGAUCUUGGGUAAAAGAAAUUCCUCAAUCUGUCAGGAACAUCGAUAUGAGAUUCGAAAGUGUUAAAGUCCCGGAUCAUCUAACCAUUCCCCCUGUGCUCUCAGUCCCGGCUUUUGGUGUUCCAUUUACCAACUUGCAUGUAGAACCAUUUGUGAUUGAUCCCAAGAACCUUAACAUCCCUAAACUAAUCACCACCAAGGCUUUCGACAUCAUGCUGCCCAGCUUGCCCAUAAUGUCUGUGCCGAGUUACGACAUCAACAUGGAGUAUCUUCAGGGUAAUAUGUUGGUCAGGAUUCCAGAACAUGAGAUCUCUGUGUCUUCCUUUGCUCUGCCCAAAUCAUUCACCAUCGGAGACUACACCAUCAGCCUGGAUGACCUCACGAGUCAGAUUUCAAAUUUUCAACUUCCAACCAUUGUAAUCCCAAAACAAAAGGUUGAAAUCCCUGAAAUCACCCUACAUCUGCCUUCAAGUGUGGUCAUCCCAACUUUUGGGGCCCUCAGUGCUUCUCUAAACAUUUCCUCCAAUAUUUAUAACGUGUCAUCGACUGCCUCAGUAAAUAGGGAGGGCACUGACCUUAUGACGUCACUCAACUCCAGCUGUGCCUCAACAAUGGUCUUUUUGAAAUAUGAUCUCACUGCUAGUGCAAUGGUUAGCUAUGAUAAAGGAACAACUAAUUUGAACGGGAUGGGCAAGUUGAUCCACAGUGACAUCAAUGUAAAUUGGCUACAUGUUUUGGCACAGCCCCUUCGAGCUAAGCGUCAAAUCUCUCGAGGCGACUCAGUGAGCCAGGAAUCUCGUCACACUCUGAAUAUUGACGUCAGCAGUCGAACAUUUGCCGAUGCGAACUUUCGAUUUGCUUCAAGAAAAGACGGCAUCACUGCAUCUGUGUCGUCUCCGUCGGCUGGUUUCCUCGGACUGCAUCUCCAGAGAAGAUCUCCAUCACAGCUUCAUGGGAAAUUGUUCGGCCGUUACCUGUCCUCUCCUGAGAAAGAUACCAACGCUUUCACUGCAAAGGCCUCCCUGAGGAACGCAAACAAGCUGGUCCUGCAGACGUCGUGGAACUGGGACUUCUUCGGUGACGUGAUCGAGGGCUUAAAGAACCGGAUUCCUGAGAUGACUAACGCUCUCCUGAAGUUUAUUAACAAAUAUCACAGCUCACACUUUGGAUUCGAUCUGAACCGAGGUGGUGUAAAACUGAAGAACGCCGUUUCUAACCUGAUAGAGACGGUUCAUGGCGGGGUUUCGGUUUUGUUUACCACACUGCAGGAUUUAAUCCAAACCUUCGCCGAUCAGGGAAAAGACACGUACACAAAGGUUUCUGACAGCUUGAUGUCCACGGACUUGCAGGAAUUUUCAGACACAAUGGUCCUGGAGUUUACAACUUCUUUUAGAAACAUCCAGAACAGAAUUGAAGUCUUGUUAGAACGUGUCAUUGAGUUUUUGGAGAAUAAAAAGUUCACACUACCUGGAUCAGAGAGGGAGCUUUCCAUCGUAGAGAUAAUCCAGGAAGCUCAUCAGUCUGCGUCAGAAGCCUUUGACGGGGCAAGUCUGCAGUUUUUUAGACUCUUGGAGAAGAUUUCUGCAUACAUAAGGAGCAUCGAGUUCAUCGUACCUGGAACUGAUGUUCUUGUUAAUGGACAUGAGCUCAUGGACAACCUGACUGCUGAAAUAAAUGCAGCAAAUUAUCAUCUAAGGUCUUAUUUGAGAGAUAAAGUAGACUUGCAGAUAAUUGCUGAAAAUGCAGAAAGUCUCCUCACCUACCUGAAAGCUCAAAACACUGAGCUUUCUCCUCAGGUCGAUGCCAUGUUUUCUGAAAUCCUUCGGUCUUCAAAGCAGACCACAGACAAAGCUCAGAAAUACGCAGCUGAGUGUAAAACCCUCCUGAAACUGAAGCUUCACGAGGCUUCUGGCGUUUUACGUAUGGAGAGAGUAAACAGCGGCACCCAGCAGUUUAUCAGCGUUUUACAGUCAAAUAUCUCAGAAGCACUCACUGAAAGUGUGGAUCUAAUGAGAAAGACGUCUCAGAACACGGCCCCGUACGUCAGAGUAGGUAAAGAAAAGGUGGACGUUGAGAUUCCCUUACCUUUCCAGUGGAAAUCCUUCAACGAAUGGCCGACUCGGAUCUGAUGGUGAAACCUUUCUUUUGGCUAAAUGGGUGCGAACAAUGUUUUUGCCAAGAAAAAAUAGAUGAUUAAUACAAUUAUGACCUGCUGAUUAAGUGACUGUUUGUUGGUGAUAAAACAGAAAAUCUUUGGAGUUUCAUGAUAGAAUAAAGGGAAAUGUUAGUUUUACUGCAGUGAGUCAAGUCGGGAUGGACGGAGUGAUGAAGAUCAGAUUGUUCAGCUUCUUCCUCAUUCACUCCAAUAUGUAGGUUCUGAGCAGCUAUAGAAAUUAGUUCAAGCUUUCUUGAGUUCUGGCACUGAUACAGCUAUGCAGAAACUUUUAGGAUUUUAAAAAUGAGCCAGAUUUGGAGUUAAGUUAUAAUUCAUGAAUUAUUCAGAAGUAAAAAAAAAAAAAACCUAACUUUUUGCAUGUUUAGCCACAUAAAUAAAUAAAAUUUAAAGUCUAAAUUCUGACUGAAAAUAGGUGAAACGGUAAACUAAACCUCUACAUGUGUUACACCGAUGACA